Hydra vulgaris (swiftwater hydra) is the source of this 639-nucleotide messenger RNA. The record is from RefSeq and is a predicted model, not a curated record. Lineage: Eukaryota; Metazoa; Cnidaria; Hydrozoa; Anthoathecata; Hydridae.
AUGCCAUAUUUCAUCGAAAAAGAAAUAGGAGCAAAUAGUUUAAUUAGUGUUAUUUUAACAUGCCUUAUAUUUACUUCUUGUUUAGAUCCUUGCACAUUAUUUGUGGAUUUUUUACGAUUUCUCCAAUCUACACAGCCUACCACUGCUGCAUCUUCAUCUGGAACAAGUGUUCCAUAUGCAGCUGCAUUGAGUGUUCCAUCUACAUCGGCUGCAACUGUUGUAUCUGCAGCUGCUACAAGCAUUCCACCUUUACAACCUUCUUCACAACCUUCACAACCUUCUGCUGUUCCACAACCUUUACAAGUUGAACCUUCUGCUGAGCUUACAUAUCAAGUCUAUCGAAGAUAUAGGUCCCAGCAUCCUGGACCCACCAGCAACCGUUCCUUUUUGCGGUGGGUUGAAUUAGGAGGGCAGGAUGAUGAGUUGUUUAGAUGGCCCUAUCAUCCUCCUAACAGGAAUGCUGGGAGCAAAAGCAGAAGGGGCAACGGUAGAGGUCGUGGCAGCAGAGGAGGUCGAAGACAAAGGCGGAAUGGUGGUGGUACGGUGGUGAAUGGUGGCAUUCACCACAAUUAUUAAAAAAAAGUAUUUUGCCUAGGCGCCACCAUUCCUUUGUAUAUACAAAAUAUAUAUUAUCAGCAA